AUGUGUGUGUCUAUCCAAAACCUUAUAGUCUUGGAACGAUGUAAGUUGAGAAGGGAAUUACGGUUAAGAAAAGUGUCCAUUGAGCUUCUUUCAGACUCAGAACCUUCCAUCUCUCAAAGCGCUGCAGCCGCUUUCUUCUUCUCCGACACGAAUAAACAGCGCGGUGGCUCUUCUCUUCCUCUGAUCAUUCAUCGCUACCACCAUUCAUCGACUCAAUAUUACCUCUCAUCUCCCUUACCUCGUAUCUCUCCUUCCUCCAACAUCUUCAUCUCGUCAACAGUAGUGGCGCUCAACCUUCGAUUCUCCACCCUCUUCAAGCUCCGCUCACACAUCUUCAUCUCUUUUUUAUUUCAAGUUUCCUUUCUUUCAUCUCAUCUCCGAUUCAACCUUCCGCCGCUCAUCUUUGGAUCAAUCCUUCUCAAUUUCAGAUUUAAACUUGCUUCUCAUCUCCGUAUCAAUCCUUCUCAGUUUCAGAUUCAAACUCGCUUCUCAUCUUCGUAUCAAUUAUAUGAACACAUAUGGAACGACAGGAUGCUAAAAAGAAAGAGAGAAAAUCAAGACUCACCAGUGGAGUUCGUCCGAUGCGUCUUCGGCGGCGGAAACAGCUCACUACUAUCGCAUUGCUUCUUGUUAAUUCUUAUUUACGAUUUGCUUUUGUGUGUUGAUGAUUUCUCUUCGAAUUAUGAACGACUGUUGAAGGUCGACGCAGAAUACUGA
This is a messenger RNA of Vicia faba (fava bean), 717 nucleotides long. NCBI's taxonomy places the organism in Eukaryota, Viridiplantae, Streptophyta, Magnoliopsida, Fabales, Fabaceae. The record is from the annotation of a GenBank genome assembly.